AUGGAAGAAGAAGAUUCAUGGCAGGAAGAUCAGUCCAUGCUUGAUGAGGAAAGUAGUUAUGAAGAUGACCAAUGGUCAAAUGAUGGUUCCAACACUGAUUUUGAAGAGGAUCCUUAUGAAGAAGAUCCUGAGCCAGUACCACCAGACCCAUACCAAGAUGAAGACAUCUCUACUGACUGGUCAAGAAAAGAACCAGAAUCAGAAGGUUAUGAAAGUGGUUCAUGGCAAGAAGAGACUGAAGUUAAAAGCUGUCUAGAAAAACCAGAAGAUUGGGAUCAUGAAGCUGAUGAGGACACUCAGUCUCAAUAUGACGCCAAGGAGGACUCAUGGGAGGCUUUAACCCAUACUGAUCCUGAUCAAGACAUAGAAGAAAGGCCAUGGACUGAAGUGCCUUACUCUGAUCCUGAGGCAAGACAAGCAUUGCCCUUAAAUUCUUACCACGAAAAUGGCUCAUGGUGGGAAGAAAUUGAUUCUCCAAUCAGUGAGGAUGAAGCAAGGGAGUAUGGCCACGAUUUUGAGGGCCAAAGAUCCCAAUAUGGCUUGACUGAAGAGGAGGAAGCCUUAAGUGAGACUGGAAGAAAUGUUCAAGAAAUCCAACUUACCUUGGCUGAAGAGGAAGAAGUUGAAAGUGAGGCUGGAAGAAAUAUUAGUGAGCUUAAAAAGCACUCCAUCAAUUUUUCUGGUUAUGGCCAAAGAGAUGAAGAGUACCUAGAGUGGGAGGACGAAAUGGAGACCUUGUUCCAGAGUCACCACGUUCCAGAAGAGGAGAAGCUGUCAUAUGCCACCAAGACACUCACUGGCCCUGCCCUAUACUGGUGGAACAAAGAGCAGUAUACAGUAUGGUACUACCAAGAACCAGAACAUACUUGGGAGAGUUUUAAAUCCGAGAUGCUUAAAGGGUUUGUGAAGAAAAUUUCAGAGCAGGAAUAUCAGUCCCCUGAGAGUGUUGUUCACUCUGGCUACACCCCCACAUCAACCCAAAGCUUCAAGGCUGGAAGCAAGCAAGCACAUCAUAGCCCACAAAAGAUAAAACCGGCUGUAGAGAAGAAAACUAUCAAGAAGCAAGAGGGUUCACAGCUAAGUUCACUCCAGUUGUUAAAGGUACCAGAAACAUCCACCUAUCCAAAGGGAACUUUAACACCAGGGAGAAAGAAGGCUGGAUUUGUUCUUGAGAAAACAGAACCCCAAGCAGAAGAUGAAGCUAUGGUACAAGAUGGACGACCAAAAAAUGCUGAGAAGGUUCAAGAGAGCCAGAAACAGCACCUGUCCUGUCCCCAAAAUGUUGAAGAAGAUGUAAGAAGCAUCAAGAGAACACAUGCUCCCAAAGAGCAAAUCAUUCUUCAACUAGCUGAAACCAUUUGGAUUAUAAGUUUUCAAACACAGAUAUAA
Molecule: messenger RNA, 1389 nt
Organism: Eruca vesicaria subsp. sativa (arugula)
Lineage: Eukaryota; Viridiplantae; Streptophyta; Magnoliopsida; Brassicales; Brassicaceae
Source: the annotation of a GenBank genome assembly